This is a messenger RNA of Dicentrarchus labrax (European seabass), 3172 nucleotides long. It is a transcript of the gene dlat, whose product is annotated as dihydrolipoamide S-acetyltransferase (E2 component of pyruvate dehydrogenase complex). Gene Ontology annotation, cellular component: pyruvate dehydrogenase complex. The coding region runs from base 170 to 2092 and encodes 640 amino acids. The record is from RefSeq and is a predicted model, not a curated record. Lineage: Eukaryota; Metazoa; Chordata; Actinopteri; Moronidae. Gene Ontology annotation, molecular function: dihydrolipoyllysine-residue acetyltransferase activity. The transcript is spliced from 14 exons. Gene Ontology annotation, biological process: pyruvate decarboxylation to acetyl-CoA.
AGGAGGAGAGCCGUAAAGCGUUGUGUUUUGGACUGGAGGAGGUCAUUAGAAAGUGAGGAGUAAGUCGGUUCUCGUGUCACGGAGACAUUCGUUCCCAACCUAUCUCUGAUGCCGGUGUGAGACAAAUACAUUAUUCAGCAGCUCCGUGUAGUGUUUCCACCGCUUCCAAAUGCUUCGUCUCAUCCUGCGGCUCAGGCCGUCCGCCGGGCUCCGCUGUCCCCGUGCCCUCCCGACCGGGCCUGCUGCGCUCACCUCCCGCUCCGCGCCCGGAACCGGCUGUCUGAGGCGGCUGCACUGCGGAGCGGGGUCCCGGGCAGUGCGUUUGAGCUCCGGCCUCAGCCACAGAGGGCCCCUGCUGCGGUGUCCCCCGCUGACAGGCAGCUGUCGGAGCGCCCGUCUCUACAGCCUGCCGCCGCACCAGAAGGUGGAGCUUCCCGCACUGUCGCCCACCAUGCAGACAGGAACGAUCGCUCGCUGGGAGAAGAAGGAGGGGGAAAAAAUCGGCGAGGGUGAACUUAUAGCUGAGGUGGAGACUGACAAAGCGACUGUUGGUUUUGAGAUACUGGAGGAGUGCUAUAUGGCAAAGAUCCUGGUUCCUGAAGGCACCAGAGAUGUCACUGUCGGAGCAAUAAUCUGCAUCACGGUUGACAGCCCCGAUCUCAUCCCAGCCUUUAAGGACGUAACGUUGGAAUCACUUAAAGCAGCCGGUCCCUCACCUGUUGCCUCUGCUCCUCCUCCUCCUCCUCCUGCUGCCGCUGCUCCUCCUGCUGCCCCGGGCAGCUCUUACCCCACACACUUGAAGAUCACACUUCCUGCCCUCUCUCCCACCAUGACGAUGGGAACAGUGCAGCGCUGGGAGAAGAAGGUCGGAGAGAAGCUGAGUGAAGGAGAUCUGCUGGCUGAGAUCGAGACUGACAAGGCGACCAUUGGCUUUGAGGUGCAGGAAGAAGGAUAUUUGGCCAAAAUCAUGGUGGCAGAAGGGACUCGGGAUGUGCCCCUGGGGACACCGCUCUGCAUCAUUGUAGAGAAAGAAAGUGACAUUGCUGCCUUCAAGGAUUAUGUAGAGACUGGAGUGGCAGAUGUUUCCACACCACCUCCAGCUCCAGCACCAACUGCAGCUCCGGUUGCUGCAGCACCCACUUCUGCUCCUGCAGCCGCUGCACCUGCUGCAUCCAGGAAGGGCCGCGUGUUUGCCAGCCCACUCGCCAAGAAACUCGCUGCUGAUAAAGGAAUUGACCUGGCACAGGUCAGCGGCUCUGGUCCUGAUGGACGCAUCACUAGGAAAGAUAUAGACAGCUUUGUUCCACCGAAGGCUGCACCUGCUGUAGCUGCUGCUCCCACACCAGCCGCAGCUCCAGCUCCUCCUGCCCCUGCUGCAGUUCCUGCUGCACCAGCUGGGACCUUCACAGACAUCCCUAUCAGCAACAUCCGCAAGGUGAUCGCUCAGAGGUUGAUGCAGUCCAAGCAAACCAUCCCCCACUAUUAUCUGUCUGUAGACGUCAACAUGGACCAAGUGCUCGAGCUUCGGACAGAACUUAAUGCUGAAGUGAAAGCCCAGAAUAUCAAGCUCAGUGUGAAUGACUUCAUCAUCAAAGCCAGUGCUCUGGCCUGCCUCAAGGUUCCUGAGUGCAACUCCUCCUGGAUGGACACGGUCAUUCGCCAGAAUCACGUGGUGGACCUGAGUGUAGCAGUGAGCACAGCCAGUGGCCUCAUCACGCCCAUAGUGUUUAACGCCCACACCAAAGGACUGGCAGCCAUCAGCUCUGAUGUGUCUGCGCUUGCUGCCAAAGCGAGAGAGGGCAAACUGCAGCCACAUGAGUUCCAGGGAGGUACAUUCACAAUCUCUAAUUUGGGGAUGUUUGGCGUCAAGAACUUCUCAGCAAUUAUCAACCCUCCUCAGGCCUGUAUCCUCGCCGUCGGUGGCUCAGAGAAACGGCUGAUGCCAGCUGAUAAUGAGAAAGGGUUUGACGUAGCCAGCAUGAUGUCGGUGACACUGAGCUGCGACCACCGGGUGGUGGACGGCGCUGUCGGUGCACAGUGGCUCGCGGAGUUCCGCAAGUUCCUGGAGAAACCCGUCACCAUGCUGUUGUGAUUGGACUGUACUGCCGUUAAACUGCAGCAACAGGCCGAAGCCUCUCACUGAAGUGAUCUGAUUGGUCUAAAACCAGUCUGAAACCUCAUGUGAUUGGCUGGCCUGCCACCAGGUCACUCCCAGUUACCCAGAAGGGGAAGAGGCAGAACUCACUCCGCUUACCUGUCUGUCUCGCUGUCUCUCCUGUCUAUUUUUCUCUCCUCUCUCUCUCUCUCUCUCUCUCUCUCUCUCUCUCUCUCGCUCAUCUUCUAUUUAUUGAGGCCCCAUCUCUGAGAGACCAGAAUUAGGUAUAAUUUAUGCUAGAAUAGAGACUGGCCAUAUACUAUACUCACUAAAACAUUGAUAAUGUUUUACAAAGGGAAGUGUUACAUGUCCGACCAGUGAACAUAUUUGUCCCGAAACUUACGUGUGCGCGCGUGUGUGUGUGUGUGUGUGUGUGUGUGUGUGUGUUUCUACCCACUUUCAUCUGUGAUGUUUUUGCCAAUGUGCAGGAAGUGCAGCUAUCUGUGGGUCUUUUGAGUAAAGGGUUGUGAUUAUUUUUUGUCUGCUUGUAGGCAAGAGGAUGGAGCUAAAUGUAAGUUAACUUUGAGAUACAAAGAAAGAUCUUUACACACACAAACCUGUCCUUGUUCAGUGGCCCUACACACACACACACACACACACACACACACACACACACACACACACACACACACACACACACACACACACACACACACACACACACACACACACACACACACACAAUUGAAAUAUUCUGUGUGUUUUCUGUGGGCUGAUGCUACAGUGUGUAUAUUCUUCACUGUGGGAUGAACACAGUGAUGUAUAUACUGUAUAUGGUGGUGAGCUCUGACGAGGCCUCACCAUUUAAUUCUAAAUCUCUACAGUCCUGAGUGAUAACAAACACCCCUAAAGGAAGUACUGGAAUAGUUUUGCCAAUUCUCUGUCAUCAGUGGGGAUGUUUUAUUUUCUAGCCUCAGAUUAAAACACUUUACCUUUUUAAAUAUACUGUUUCACAGCUGGAACGCACAAAACUGGUGCUGGAUGUUAUUUGUUGUUUGAAUAAAUUGGGAGAAGUCA